Molecule: messenger RNA, 789 nt
Organism: Puccinia graminis f. sp. tritici CRL 75-36-700-3
Lineage: Eukaryota; Fungi; Basidiomycota; Pucciniomycetes; Pucciniales; Pucciniaceae
Exons: 3
Source: RefSeq, a predicted model, not a curated record
AUGAAUGAAGACGGAACAUUUGGACAAGAUUGUCCUUCUAUCCCAGGCCCACACAUUCCGGUUUUGUUCGAUGGAACGGCCCACUUGACUGAAACGGCAAGCACAGAAUGCCGGCCGAUCCUUACUCAAUCGAGCACGUCCGACCAGCCUGUUGAGAUUCAAACUCCAGGAGUAUCGGUUUCUGGUACCCCGAUUCCCACCACCGAUAAAAUCCAGUCGGAAAACGAGAAGAUCGUCAUCAUCUGGAAGGUCAUCGAUAAGGAUCUCGAUGCUUUUAAAGCUGAAGUAAUCCGGGGAAUCAAGAGCGAGGAGGACAAAUUUCUUGGUUUUUUUGUUGAACGUCAAGAGAAUGCCCGAAAUAUCUUCUGGAACGUCGUUAUCCCAUUUGGAGGAGCCUUUGCAGGUAACCACAAAAGACGACUCGACUCCGUGGAAACAUUCAAGGACUUUCUUCUUGUUGCCGAAGGGACCUCCGAGACCCGAAAGAUCGUUUGUCGCUUGGUACAAAAAGACCCAAAGGACAUUGCAAAGAAACAAUCGGUUUAUAAGCAACUUGAAAAGAACCAUACUGACUCUAGUGCUGAUGUGAAUGAUCCGGUCUUGGUACCAUCACCGAGUGCAAUGAACACAGCAGCCCUCAGCCAGCUCUUGCAAGAAAUCUUCUUGGUACACUCACCCUCUGAAGAACAUUCUGGAAGCGCUGAAACCUCGGUCUAUAUAAAUCCAGAGAAUUCGGACGAAUACUUUCUAAUCACAAUGCGAAAAGCAUAUGCCUGGGCCAAGGCUAUA